ACUCCACCAAGUCCUUACACACACAAACUACGCCACGGCGAACCGUCCGCCGUCGACGCCGACGACCUGCCCCGUGAUCCAGGACGCGUCCCCGGACAGGAGGAAGUCCGCGAGCGCCGCGAGGUCGUCGGGCUCGCCGAGCCGCCCGAGCGGGUGCGCCUUCGCGAGCGCCGCCGCGAUCGCCUCCUUCUCCAUCAUCGGCGCGGCCAUGGCCGACCGCGACAGCGACGGCGCGACGGCGUUGAAGCGCACGCCGCUCGCGGCGUACUCGGCGGCGAGCGCGCGCGUCAGGCCCUCGACGGCGCCCUUCGCGGCGCUCACGACGGCGUGGUUCGGGAGGCCCUGCUGAACGGCGAUCGUCGAGAAGAGGACGCACGCGCCCUUGUUCUUUUUCAGAGGCUUCUCGAUGGCUUUCAAGACUUCGACGGCGCUCAACGUGUUCAAGUCGAAGGCCUCGCGAAAGUCGGCCAACGACGCGCGCCGCACCGGCUUCAGCGUGAUGCUUCCGGCGCAGUACGCGUACGCCGCGAGGCUCGACAUGUCCGCGUCCGCACCCUUGAACGCCGCAGCAAUCGACUCUGGCUCGGAACAGUCGGCGACGAGAAUCGGCGCGUUGCCGUGCUCCUUGGCGAGCGCGUCCAGCUUGUCGGCCGAGCGCCCAACGAGGAGUGGCACGCCACCACGCUUCACAACGCGUUGCGCGAGGGCCCGUCCGACCGCACCGGUGGCUCCCACGAUGGCGUGGGUUGCCGCCGCCAUUUUGCUCUAGCUGUUUCGAUUAAUAGGGAUCGAUGCGCUGCUAUGAGCACGCAAGUUGCAAAAUUAGCUGGCAGGCUGCACAAACGCUCUCAGGCUGACCGAGCCCCGUGCGCAGCUCUACGACGGGGUGGUUGCCGUAGGCGUCGUUUCUCGUGCCCAAUAGCACCACUCGACACGCUGCACUGGCAAACCGCGCGAGCCCGGCGCUGUGCACCACACCUAAGAGCCUUCAGCCAUGCGCAAGCUUGCGGCCUACACCGUGGUAAGGCUCGCCUCGGCCCUCUCCUGGAAGCCGCCGCCGCACCGCGUCCGCGAGCUCUUCCCGGCGACCGCGGACGCGACGGCCCGCAACGCGGACGCGGACGCCGUCUUCGUCGUGACCGGCGCGAGCGGCGGCAUCGGCUCGACGAUCGUCGAGCAGCUCCACGAGCGCACGGCGGGGACGGUCUACGCGUGCUGCCGCGACCCGAGCCGGGCGCCGGCGCUGGACCGCGUGCGGCCCAUAAAAUUGGACGUUCGCGACGAUGCCAGCAUCGAGGCGCUGCCUGCGGCCGUCGGCGACCGCGUAGACGCGCUCUGGAACGUGGGAGGUGUGCUGCACGAGGGCGAACGGGGCCCGGAGCGGUCGCUCGACGCGGUCGACCGCGAGUGGUUGCUCAAAAGCGUCGACGUGAAUUGCGCGGGCCCGAUCCUUGUCACGAAGGCCCUACGGAAAGCAUUGCAC
This is a messenger RNA of Pelagomonas calceolata, 1483 nucleotides long. The record is from the annotation of a GenBank genome assembly. Lineage: Eukaryota; Pelagophyceae; Pelagomonadales; Pelagomonadaceae.